AGAGGGCGAAAGUACUUGAGCUUGCCUGCCGGAUCGUGGACAAGGCACCCUGGCGCUCUGACUCGCAGCGUUGGCGGCUUGUUUCGCCCUUUCGUGGCUGAAUGCGCGGCGCAUUCAAUCAAUUGAUGCAAGCAAUGAUGGUUAUGUUUUCAUUACUUGCGCUCACAUAGACGCCAACUUCAGAAGAAGUCUCUAGCAGACUGCUCCAAUAUAGGUCUAUAUCCCAGACGAGAUGCCGACCAUGUGGUUAUCAGACUCUCAAAAAAUCGGAGUCGCCUUUUGCUCCGGCGGCGGUUUCUUUCUAAUAGGCGGCGUCCUCCUCUUCUUUGACCGCGCAAUGCUUGCAAUGGGCAAUAUCCUCUUCCUCAUAGGCCUAACGAUCAUCAUCGGUCCACAAAAGACAGCCCUCUUCUUCGCGCGCAAGCAAAAAGCCAAAGGCACGGCGGCCUUCUUCGGAGGGCUGGCGCUUAUCCUGCUACGGUGGCCGCUAAUCGGGUUCCUGGUGGAGCUGUACGGCAUUAUGGUCUUAUUCGGCGACUUCCUCGGAACGAUUGCCGGGUUCGCGCGGAACGUGCCGGUGGUCGGGCCGUAUAUCGGUAUGGCGGUGGACAGGACUGGGUUGGGCGCGCGGAGGAACGCCGAGCUGCCUGUCUAAAACAGCCUUGCGUCACACAGUUGGGUAGGAUUCCCGGGAAAAGUAUUCAUUCAGUUCUGGAACGAGUCUCGACAAGAAUCGAGAAUCGACUGUAUAAUGUGGAGGGUUCAAUUUCCCCGCACGAAGACAACGCGCUCUAAUGACACCACCCUGUUUCGGGCAAC
Messenger RNA from Chaetomium strumarium, 819 nucleotides. Its product is annotated as Got1/Sft2-like family-domain-containing protein. Gene Ontology annotation, cellular component: endoplasmic reticulum; Golgi membrane; Golgi cis cisterna. Gene Ontology annotation, biological process: retrograde transport, endosome to Golgi; endoplasmic reticulum to Golgi vesicle-mediated transport. The transcript is spliced from 4 exons. NCBI's taxonomy places the organism in Eukaryota, Fungi, Ascomycota, Sordariomycetes, Sordariales, Chaetomiaceae. Bases 233 to 655 code for a protein of 140 amino acids. The record is from RefSeq and is a predicted model, not a curated record.